Messenger RNA from Budorcas taxicolor (takin), 1635 nucleotides. RefSeq names its product EYA transcriptional coactivator and phosphatase 2 (gene EYA2). Gene Ontology annotation, biological process: cell differentiation; multicellular organism development; positive regulation of DNA repair. The coding region runs from base 1 to 1614 and encodes 537 amino acids. Lineage: Eukaryota; Metazoa; Chordata; Mammalia; Artiodactyla; Bovidae. Gene Ontology annotation, cellular component: nucleus. The record is from RefSeq and is a predicted model, not a curated record. The transcript has 15 exons. Gene Ontology annotation, molecular function: protein tyrosine phosphatase activity.
AUGCUAGAACUACUGGUUUCACCCAGCCUUACUGUAAACAGUGAUCGUCCGGGGAAACUGAAGCUUAGCCGUGCUGACGCUGAUGUCUGGACUCUGAGUGACAGAGAAGGCAGCACCACAUCGGCUCCGAGUGUGUCCCAGCUCUUUGCAAGACCUUGCCCGCGUGUCCUCCCCGGUCAGCCUCCCUCGGCCAUGGCAGCCUACGGCCAGACACAGUACAGUGCAGGGAUCCAGCAAGCUACCCCCUACACGGCUUACCCGCCUCCGGCACAAGCCUAUGGAAUCCCUUCUUACAGCAUCAAGACAGAAGACAGCUUGAGCCAUUCCCCCGGCCAGAGUGGCUUCCUCAGCUACGGCUCCAGCUUCAGCACCCCACCCUCUGGACAGAGCCCGUACACCUACCAGAUGCACGGCACGGCCGGCAUCUAUCAAGGAGCAAACGGACUGACCAACGCGGCCGGAUUCGGAACCGUGCACCAGGACUAUCCUUCCUACCCCAGCUUCCCGCAGAGCCAGUACUCCCAGUAUUACAGCUCGUCCUACAGCCCUCCUUACGUCCCAGCCAGCAGCAUCUGCCCUUCUCCUCUCUCCACGUCCACCUACGUCCUCCAGGAGGCAUCUCACAACAUCCCCAGCCAGAGUUCCGAGUCGCUUGGCGGUGAAUAUAACACACACAAUGGGCCUUCCACACCGGCAAAGGAGGGAGACACAGACAGGCCGCCCCGGGCCUCCGACGGGAAGCUCCGAGGCCGGUCUAAGCGGAGCAGCGACCCCUCCCCAGCAGGGGACAAUGAGAUCGAGCGUGUGUUCGUGUGGGACCUGGAUGAGACGAUAAUUAUUUUCCACUCCUUACUCACGGGGACUUUCGCCUCCAGAUACGGGAAGGACACCACGGCGUCCGUGCGCAUCGGCCUCAUGAUGGAAGAAAUGAUCUUCAACCUCGCAGAUACACAUCUGUUCUUCAAUGACCUGGAGGAUUGUGACCAGAUCCACGUGGAUGAUGUCUCAUCUGAUGACAAUGGGCAAGAUUUAAGCACCUACAACUUCUCCGCCGACGGCUUCCACAGUUCGGCCCCGGGAGCCAACCUGUGCCUGGGCUCCGGCGUGCACGGCGGCGUGGACUGGAUGAGGAAGCUGGCCUUCCGCUACCGGCGGGUGAAGGAGAUGUACAAUACGUACAAGAACAACGUCGGCGGCUUGAUAGGAGCUCCCAAAAGAGAGACCUGGCUGCAGCUCAGAGCCGAGCUGGAAGCUCUGACCGACCUCUGGCUGACCCACUCUCUGAAGGCACUAAACCUCAUCAAUUCCCGGCCCAACUGUGUCAACGUGUUGGUCACCACCACUCAACUAAUUCCCGCCCUGGCCAAAGUCCUGCUGUACGGAUUGGGUUCUGUGUUUCCUAUUGAGAACAUCUACAGUGCAACCAAGACAGGGAAGGAGAGCUGCUUCGAGAGGAUAAUGCAGAGGUUCGGCAGAAAGGCCGUCUACAUCGUGAUCGGCGAUGGUGUGGAAGAGGAGCAGGGAGCCAAAAAGCACAACAUGCCUUUCUGGAGGAUAUCCUGCCACGCGGACCUGGAGGCGCUGAGGCACGCCCUGGAGCUGGAGUAUUUAUAGCAGCACCCACGGCCUCGCCAC